Molecule: messenger RNA, 2798 nt
Organism: Notothenia coriiceps (black rockcod)
Lineage: Eukaryota; Metazoa; Chordata; Actinopteri; Perciformes; Nototheniidae
Product: rho guanine nucleotide exchange factor 7
Exons: 18
Coding region: 221-2065 (614 amino acids)
Biological process (GO): lamellipodium assembly
Cellular component (GO): lamellipodium; cytoplasm
Molecular function (GO): guanyl-nucleotide exchange factor activity; protein binding
Source: RefSeq, a predicted model, not a curated record
GUUCGAGGCCAGCGACCUGCUGCUGGGACUGAACUUCUCAAAGGUGCUGACCAGUCUGGUUUCCCUGAAUAAAGUCACUGCAGAUAUUGGCGUGGGCAGUGACUCGGUGUGCGCCCGGCACUCUUCAGCUCAUCGCAUCAAGUCGUUCGACUCGCUCUCCUCUCAGGCUUCACUGGCCCGAUCCUCCAAGCUGCUGCAGAACCAGUUUCGCAGUCUGGACAUGUCGGAAAACAGCGGACAGCAGCUGCUGGUGAAAGCGCGUUUCAGCUUUGCGCAGAACAAUGAGGAUGAGCUCUCCUUUAGUAAGGGUGACCUCAUCAGCGUGAUGCGUCAGGAGGACGGCGGCUGGUGGGAGGGGAUGGUCAACGGCCGGUCGGGAUGGUUUCCUAGCAACUAUGUCCGUGAGGUCAAAGGCUCCGCUCCGGACAAACAAGACAAAGUGUCCCCAAAGUCUGGCACCAUGAAGAGUCCUCCUAAAGGCUUCGACACCUCCGCCAUCAGCAAGACGUACUAUAACCUGAGUCCCAACUUGAAAAGGAUCCUGAGACGUGACGUGUUGGGGGAGUUUAUGGAGGGGCGAGGUGCCUCCACACCCGGGAUCCUCACCCUGACCACCGGCCUCAGUAAACCCUUCAUGAGACUCGCCAAAUACCCAAACCUACUCAAAGAGCUGGAGAGGCACAUGGAGGAGAGUCAUCCUGACCGGCCAGACAUUCAGAAGUGCAUGGCCUCUUUCAAGAAUCUGUCUGCUCAGUGCCAGGAGGUGAGGAAGCGUAAGGAGCUGGAGCUGCAGAUCCUCACCGAGGCCAUCCGGCUGUGGGAGGGGGACGACAUCAAGACCCUGGGCUCCGUCCUCUACAUGAGUCAGGUGUUGGUGCAGAGUCCCGGCUCAGAGGAGAAGAGUGAGCGUUACCUCAUGCUCUUCCCUCACGUCCUCCUCAUGUUGUCUGCCAGUCCCAGGAUGAGCGGCUUCAUAUUCCAGGGAAAACUGCCCCUGGCCAGCAUGACAGUGACCAAACUAGAAGACUGCGAAGCCCAUAAAAACGCAUUUGAGCUCAACGGCACGAUGUUUGAGCGUCUGCAGGUGGUGUGCACCAACCAGCAGGACCUGCAGGACUGGGUGGAGCACCUGAGAGGGCAGAUCAAGCACACCGCGGCCACCGGGCCCAGCCACAAACCCCUCACAAAUCCCUGCCACACGCUCCCGUCUCACCCUCUCACCCCGUCCCGGCAUGCUGAAGGGAGGGGCAUGACGGUAGCUCCCACCUACCACACCCUGCCUCACCCGUCCUCCCAUGGCUCAUCUCACAGCACCAUGAUGUGGGGCCCACUGGAGCAGCCCAACACCCCCAAACCCUGGAGCCUGAGCUGUCUGCGACCCGCACCCCCUCUACGCCCCUCUGCAGCCCUCUGCUACAAGGAGGAUCUUAGUAAAAGUCCUAAGAGUGUGAAGAAACUGCUUCCCAAGCGCAAGCCUGAGAGGAAACAGUCUGAGGAGGAAUUUGCCUUGAGGAAGAGUACCGCUGCUCUGGAAGAAGAUGCCCAGAUCCUGAAAGUUAUCGAGGCAUACUGCACCAGCGCCAAAACCAGGCAGACUCUGAACUCCACCUGGCAGGGCACGGAUCUGAUGCACAACCACGUGCUGGCCGACGUGGACCGGUCCUGUAUGGACUCUCCGGGCCGCCGUAGCAGCGUGUCGCGGCCAGAGUUUUCCUCUGACCUCUCGGAGGACUCUGACUAUGACUCCGUCUGGACCACCCACAGUUACAGGAUGGGCUCAGUGCCGCAGCCGCAAAAGGAAAAAGGGCUGCAUAUGAUCAUCCCUGGUGAUAAGAAAGUCCUGCUGGAGGGUCCUAGUCGCAACGGACAAAGUACAGCAGAAGAAAAGGGCCUGGUGGAUGUGGUGUACGCCCUGAGGGAUGAGGUUCGAGAGCUGAAACAGGAUAACAAGAAGGUGAAGAGGUCACUGGAGGAGGAGCAAAGAGCACGAAAGGAUUUGGAAAAAGUUGUGAGGAGGGUUUUAAAGAGCAUGAACGACCCGACAUGGGAUGAGACAAACCUCUGAGGACCGUGUGCACCAUCUGCAGCUGAAGCUUUAAAAGAAAAAAGAAAGAAUGAGCAUGUAUGUGUGAGCUUGCUUGCACUGUGUGUGUAAAAUGCAAACAAUCGCACACCUAAUGUAUGGUCGGUUGUGUGACUGAGAGGAUAAGGAGUGACUCUGUAAGCUGGUAAUUAUAAGAGGAGUGUGGGUUACUACCACUCUGGUUAAGAGACAGGAACCACAAUGCUGAACAAGCUCUAUUCCACUAAAACAUUUCUCAAUGACCAAGCAAGAUGGUGAGGAGAUUAUACACUUAACCCACUUCCAUCGUCGACUAUUGGAGGGGAGUGCUCCUCUUCUGUUUACAAUCAUAUAACUGGACGCUGUCCAAUGGUACUUUAAUUGUUUUAAUGGUCACAAAAGCCUUAGAAAAGUCUGAAAUUGAACCAUGACAUUUGAUAACCUCUAUUAUGUUAUUUAAUUUUGUAUGAAUUGAUUUUUGUUCCGUCUUAUCCUGACACAUGCUUACUCUUGUGUUUAGCACAAAGUUAAUCAUCUGCCAGGAAACUUAGCUUUUUUGUCUGUUUGAAUUUGUGCCUCGUUUUUGGACCUUUUUAUUGUUUUGACCACUUUGCUGUUUGACUUUCUUUCUAGGGAUCCUAGGGAAUUGUACAGAUGUUGAACGUGUACUGUAUAAUGUAAAUACUGCUAAAAGAUGAGCCUUUGUACUUUGGGAGAAAUAAAUGGUUUUUUUAAA